Molecule: messenger RNA, 1500 nt
Organism: Arachis stenosperma
Lineage: Eukaryota; Viridiplantae; Streptophyta; Magnoliopsida; Fabales; Fabaceae
Exons: 3
Coding region: 1-1500 (499 amino acids)
Source: RefSeq, a predicted model, not a curated record
AUGUUGAACUUCAAUUCAAAAGGCUUUUGGAGGAAAACAAAAAAAAAUAAGGCAGAAAAAAGAAAAUAUACAGCUGAUUGUUAUGAUGUGGAGAGUGAAACACAAGCAGAAGAAGAGGGUGAAGUGCCUAAUCCUGUACAAUCUCCGGCUCCUGCAACAAUGGGAGACAAAGGAAAGAGAAGAGCGAUUGCUGCAACUCCAAUUGGAAGUUAUUUUAAGGAAAGGACUACGACAGGCUCUCAACCAACUUUGAAAAGUGUCUUGGCCAGUAAACAAGUUAAACACAAGGUUAAGUUGGGGCUUGCAAGAUGGAUCAUUGAUGCACGAAUUCCAUUCAAUGCAAUUCAAUCGCCUUACUUUCAACCUGCCUUGGAUGGCGUUGCUGCAAUUGGACUUGGUUUCAAGGGACCGUCGUAUGAUGAAAUGAGAGUUCAUUUGCUGGCCGAUCUUAAGAAGGAGUGUCAGUUGCUUGUUGAAGGUUAUAGAAGCUCGUGGAAAAGGACUGGUUGUACAUUGAUGGUUGGGUCUAGUAACAUUGUGCAUGUGGUUACUGAUAAUGCUGCGAAUUAUGUAUCUGCUGGAAAACUCAUUCAUGAAAAGUAUCCAAAUAUUUUUUGGUCUCCUUGUGCUGCUCAUUACAUCAAUCUUAUCUUGAAAGACAUAGCAAGUCUUCCUCACAUAGCUGACCUUGCCUCUCGUGCUUCAAAAGUGACUGCCUUUGUUUACAAUUAUAUGAUUUUCUUGUCAUGGCUUAGAAAAAGAAAAGAGUGGAAAGAAAUUGUUCGACCAGGAGUAACACGUUUUGCUACUGUUUUUAUUACUUUGAAAAGUAUAUAUGAUCAUAAAGAAGAUUUGCAAUCAUUGGUGAUUGACAAAUAUUUCACUUCUCAUAAAUUAUCCAAGAGUGUCAAUGGGAAGAUGGUUAGUUCAAUUAUCUUGGAUAGUAAGUUUUGGGAGGAUUGUUUUACUACUGUUAUGCUUGUUGGUCCUCUAAUUAAGUUAUUGAGGCUUGUUGAUGCUGAUGAGAAACCUUCUCUGGAUACCGUGUAUGCGGGCAUGCAAAGAGCCAAAAUUAAUAUCAAGACAAUGUUUAGAAAUAAAAAAUCUGCAUACACACCUUAUACAAGUAACUUGAAAAUGCGGUGGGAUAAGCAUUUGAAGCGUGACCUCCAUGCAGCAGCAUACUUUUUGAAUCCAGAUUACUUCUAUAGUGAGGGAUUUGUUGAGAAGGCAAAUAUCUUGAGGUCUUUGCUUAAUUUAUUUGAUAUUGAAACUCUUUGCGAUGACUCGGUUGCCGCAAUGCAAGAGAUGCAGUUGUAUCGAGAUCGAAAAGGAAGUUUUGGAAGGGAAAGUGCAUUGAAAGCAAUUAAGAGACUUGAACCUGGUGAAUGGUGGAGGCUACACGGUGGGAGUGCUCCUAACUUGCAAAAAAAUGGCAAUUCGUCUUCUUCAUCAAAUAUCUUCAUCAUCCGGCUGCGAGAGGAACUAGAGCCUCUUUGA